Plectropomus leopardus (leopard coralgrouper) is the source of this 788-nucleotide messenger RNA. NCBI's taxonomy places the organism in Eukaryota, Metazoa, Chordata, Actinopteri, Perciformes, Serranidae. The record is from RefSeq and is a predicted model, not a curated record.
UCAAGUAGGAGGGGUCUUUCGUUGCGCUUAGCUACUCCUGAAAGUUUGCGGAAGUUUAUUUUCACAGCUAAAGUUGAAGUCAGCCUACUGGAGGGUAAAACCACAGAGAGACGUGAUUUUUUUGUGUUGUACUUCAAUAGAUGGAACUCAGCUCAGAGAAAAUACAGCGGAUCCUCUCCAAGUACAAAUUCCAUGAUGUUGCAAUUGAGGAGCUGCAGAAAAUCCAUCGGAUUUACCCCGGGAUGAAACCAGUCACGGGCACAUACACAUUUAGUGACAGCACCCAAAAAGACCUCUUGAAACUAAUCGGGAACAUCCCCGUCCAGUAUGGAGGCCGCUCCUACAACUUCCCCGUUCAGCUAUGGCUGUUGGACUCAUUCCCCUUCACACCUCCCAUAUGCCUCCUGAGACCGACCCCUAACAUGGUCAUCAGAGAGGGCAAGCAUGUUGAUGGAGGAGGACGGAUCCACCUGCCGAGCCUGCACAACUGGGAUUAUCCUAAGUCAUCUGUGGUGGGUCUUCUGAAAGAGAUGAUUGUCAAGUUUGAGGAGGAUCCUCCGCUGUCCUCGAAGACCACAGCAGACAAUAAAGACCCCCAUGAGCUCCUGGCUUUUGUUUCAAAUCUACAGAUCAAUGAUGGUACUUCAGUCGGUGGAAGCAGGCAUGAUCGACCAAACUACAAAGUUUCAGUUAUCGGGGGAGGAGAUUUAGGGAUGGCAUCAGUAAUGAGCAUUGUAUCAAAGGUAAACUACAUGUCAGGGGUUUUGUUUUGAUUGAUAUGUUAUAUU